Linepithema humile (Argentine ant) is the source of this 30130-nucleotide messenger RNA. NCBI's taxonomy places the organism in Eukaryota, Metazoa, Arthropoda, Insecta, Hymenoptera, Formicidae. The record is from RefSeq and is a predicted model, not a curated record.
UUGGCGCGUGGGGCCCCGGUGAUUGGGGCGGCCGAUAUAGACACUCCGUGCAAGAAAGUAGGGGGUAACAGACAAGAAGUAAGAGAGUGACGAGCGACCACACGAGCGACGACGACGAUCUAAGACGAAGACGAAGACGACCGAAUCUGAGAAAAGUUUCUCUCAAGCUUUCCCGUUUUAUUCUCGCGCGAGAAUUCGCGAACCGAGCCGAGUGUGUGCGUCUCGUUGUCGGCCUCGGGGGGGUUGGAAGUGAUCCAGUAAUAAGAGCGACUACUCGCCGUCGUCGCAGGUGUCCGAGGAAACGCUCGGCCAGGUGCCGGGACUCGCACUUUCGGAAAGGGAAAGCGCUCAUCCUCUCCCGGAUACACGGAAACGUGAACCCGCUUCAAAAUCCUGCGAGUAACAGGCGACAGUGGAGGAAGUCGCAGCAGGAAAAAGUAGGUUGGAUGGUGCCGCAGGCCGGCGCCGUUUGAACCGACGAGCCAGGCGAAGGGACCGGGUUCCUUCCUUGAGUCGCGGGUGUGAUCACGCAAACGAGACCGGGUCUUUCGUCGACAGGUGCGAAGGCGUGCCUCCACCAUGGGGGUCGCCGACGACUUCGCGCCCAGCUUCACGCAGAAGCCGCAGCUACGGCAGGAGGACGACGGCAACCGGCUGAUAUUCGAGUGUCAGCUGGUGAGCUCGCCUAAACCCGAAAUCUCCUGGUUCCGCGGCGAGACCGAGCUCAGCCAGGAUGACAGGACCAACUUUAAGAUGCAGAGCGUCGGGACCAACAAGUUCCUGGUGGUGCUCGAGCUCGAUGACGUCAUCGAGACCGACGCCGGCCUUUACAAGGUCAAGGCGAAGAACAAGAUGGGCGAGGUCGCCGCCUCUAUCAACCUCAACUUCAGCCCUAUGGAUGAGCCUAGAGAGAAACAAAUUGACGGCAUCGCGCCGACUUUCGCGAAGAAGCCCGCGAUUAGACAAGAGGACGACGGCAAACGGCUGCUGUUCGAGUGUCGCAUUACAGCCGAUCCCACGCCGAAAAUUACAUGGUUUCAUAGCGGGAAUAUGGUCAAAGAUUCACCAAGGCACAAGCUGACCGUCGACAAAGAUGGCCACUCGUACUUCGCCACCCUAGAAAUAAAAAACGUGACCGUUGAGGAUGCUGGCAAAUAUAAGGUCACGGCGAAGAACGAGCUUGGCGAGUCUAACGCCACAAUUUCCCUGAAUUUCGACAGCGACGAGGCACCCGUACCGGACGACGGGAUUAAACCGACCUUCACCGAACGACCGGUGAUUAGACAAUCAGACGACGGUAACACCAUCACCUUCGAAUGCCGACUUGUCGGCGAUCCGAAACCAAAUGUCAAGUGGUAUCACGGUACCGAGGAAGUGAAAGACGGCGGACGAUUCAACACGUCUCUGGAACUCGAUCAGAAGCUGUAUCAUCUUGCAAGGUUGAGGAUCGACAGCGUGGCGAAGGCAGAUGCGGGCGAGUACAGGGCCGUGGCGAAGAACAAGCACGGUCAGGGGGUGGCGACUAUUAAUCUAAACUUCGAGGGUGGCGACAAACUCAAAAUACCGGAUGGUAAGCCGCCACGCUUUCCGAAGAAACCGACGAUCCGCCAGGAAGGCGACCUGCUCAUCAUGGAGUGCAUUCUGGAGGCACAUCCGGUACCGGACAUAACGUGGUACCAAGGUCAGAAAACAAUCUCCGACAGCAAUCGCGUAAAGAUGUUACGCAAGGCCACCGGCAAGGACACGUAUCUGCUGACCCUCGAGAUCUCGAAUCCGACCAAGGCCGACGGCGGAAAUUAUCGUUGCAACGCCUUUAACAACUUUGGCGAGAGUAACGCCAACAUCUCCCUUAAUUUCCAAGAGGAGGGCGCGGGUUCCGCUCCGUCCUUCAUCGAGAAACCUCGCAUCAUCCCGAACGAGAACGGCACGCUGAUUACUAUGAAAUGCAAAUGCAAGGCGAACCCCAAGCCGGAAGUCACGUGGUUCCGCGGCACCAACGUGGUCAAGGAAUCGUCGAAGAUCUCGAUCAAGACCAAUACGAUCGAAGAAGAUAUUUACGAGCUUAUCAUGGAGAUCAAGGACCCAUCGGGACCAGAUGGUGGCACAUACAGGUGUCAUGUGAAGAAUGAAUACGGUGAAAGCAACGCCAAUCUAAAUCUGAAUAUUGAGGCGGAACCGGAGCCAGAAGGAGACGGGCCGACAUUCGUGGAGAAGCCACGGAUACAAUCGCAGAACAAGGGCAAGCUGGUCAUCAUGGACUGCAAGGUCAAGGCGAAGCCAAAACCGCAGAUCGUGUGGACUCUCGCCGGCAGCGUGGUAAAGGAAUCCUCGAAGAUCUCUAUCAGCAUCGUCCAAGAAAAGGAGGACAUUUUCUACAUCAAACUGACUCUUAAUGAUCCCGGACCAGAAGACUCCGGUCUUUACAAGUGCAACAUUAAAAACGAACUCGGUGAACUCAACGCCAAUCUUACGUUGAACGUCGAAAUUAUACCUGUAAUUAAGGAGAAGCCGAAGGUGAUAAAGAUCGUUAAGAAGAAGACUGUAGUGGUUGAAUGCCACGUUCUUUCGAAAUUCUCGCCCGAAUGUACGUGGUUCAAAGAGAAUCUGGCCGUUAAAGAGGAUAGUAGGCACAAAUUGCACGUCGAGCAAGUCAAAGAAGGUGAAUUUGCCGUAAAACUUGAAAUUGAACAAAUGUCAGCGACAGAUAAAGGCGUGUACAAGUUGGUAGCACGCAACGAAAAGGGCGAAGCUACGUCACAAGUAGUAGAAGUAACCGAAAUUCCAGACCAAGGAGAAAAACCGAAAAUUGUUACCGGCCUCAACUCAAUUACUGUCGAGGAAGGCAAGACAGUUGAACUCGUCGCUACUCUCGCAACUCAAGAUCGAAAAAUCACCGUUACGUGGCAAAGAGAGUCGACGGUUAUCAAAGCGUCAAAGGACAUCAUGAUCUCCUUUAAUGGUUUGGAUAUGAAAUUGACGAUCACCUCGGCAUCGACCGAGUUCUCGGGAACGUAUAAAGUCAUCGUGAGCAACGAAUACGGCCAAGACGAGUCGUCGGCCCGACUCGUUGUCAAGAAGAAAGAGGAAAAGAAGAAAGACGAGGAGGAAGAAGAGAAGAAAAAGAAAAAAGUCGAGAAAAAAGAGGAAAAGAAAGAAGAAGAGAAGAAGGAAGAGAAAAAGGUGGAGAAGAAGAAGGUUGAAGAAAAGAAGGAGGAGAAGAAAGAGGAGAAGGUAAUAAGAUCAAUAUGGAGCGACAACGAGGGUGAAGGAUCAGAGGAAUAUGAAGAAAUAGAGGAAGAGGAGGAAGUGGUGAGUGUAAUUGAAUCCAGCAUUAUCAGCACUGAAGUUAUUCUCGAGGAAUCGGACUCUGAAAUAAUCUCUCGCGUCGAGGAUAAGCCCGAUUUGAAACCAAAUGGUAUCGACAAACCAGGGAUUGGGAAGAAAAUGGAGAUCUUACAGAAAGACGAAGAAAUUGUGAACAAUGUCGAAGACAAGAAAUCUAUUAAGCAGAAAGCUGCCGCGAAAGUUGAAGAUAAAAAAGAAGAGGAAAAAAAAAAGAUCAUAAAAAAGAAAGAACCCGAAUCCAAGGAGGCAUCUCGAGAAACCACGCCUAAACUCGAGAAGACUGUGGCAACUCGUAAAGAAAGCAGGGUGGAAGAACUUAAGACAGAGAGUCGUCGCAGCUCGAUUACUAAAACCGAGGAAAAGAUAACCGAUGAUGGUACAAUGACACCACGACGUCUUUCUAUACAGAAGGUUGAAGAGGAAGUCAAGGUAGAAAGCAGACGAUCCUCUGUCAUAGAGAAGAAGAAAGCGACUGUCGAAAAGGACGCUUCCGUAUUCAAACCAAAAGCUAUUUUGCAAGCGAUUGAUGACGAGAACACACUCACACCGACGACCAAGCCACACACACAUAAACCCAAGGAAGAGAUUCAGGACAUUUGGUUGUUUAAACCGGCAGAGCGCGAUAACAAAUUGGAAACCAUCAAGUCUAGAACUUCUAACAUACGUAAAACUGAUCGCAUACCCAAGGACGCACCUCAAGUUGAGAUUAAGCCAAGCGUGCGCGAUUCGUAUGAUGAACUUGAGGAUGCUUGGAACAUUCAUAAUCCGGGAGAACGCGAUAACGAAUCUGCGCCACAUUAUAAAGAUACAUCGCCAGAACCACACAAACCUUACACACCCGCAGGUAGAACACACCCACCUCAGAAAUCUGACGAAGUCAAACCGAAAGAUAAAACACGUGACACAGCCACAAAUAAAACACAGCCACAGAAAUCUGACGAAAAGAUUGAGGAUAUUUGGUCGACUAAACCGAAAUCUGAUGUCGAUUCCAAGAAACAUGACAAAGAUAUACCGAAAGAUAAAACAUCUUUACAUGACACACCAUUAGCUAAAAUACAACCACACAAAACUGAUGAAGUGCCAAAAGAGAAAACACUUUUGCGCGAUACACCUACUGCUAAAAUACACUCACAAAAAGUUGACGAAGUGCCGGAAACACAUCUACAUGAUACACCCGCACACAAAACACAUCCACGCAAAACCGAUGAAGUAAUUGAGGAUAAUCGGUUGACGAAACCAAAGGAGCGCGACAUUGAUUCUAAAAAAUAUGACAAAGAUUUGCCUAAAACUAAAGAUAAACUAUCUCAUCGUCAAUCUGAUGAGGAAAACGAGGAUAAAUGGUCUAAGCGGAAGGAAGAGACCAAAUUUCUCAAAAAAGACGAGGAUUUGUCCAAAACUAAAGAUAAACCAUCUCGUCGUCAAUCCGACGAAGAAAUCGAGGAUAUUUGGCCCAAGCAGAAAAAUCGUGAAAGUAGAUUACACAAAACUGAUGAGGAUAUACCGCAAACUAAGACUGCGCGACGCGUAUCGAAACCUAAUGAUCAAACUGAAGUAGAUAACACAUCUUUGGACAAACAAAAAGUGGGCGUAAUCAAACCCACGUAUGAUGAGGACAAGUUGAUGCCGAAAACAAAGGAACACGCUAAACCUGUCUCACACCAUGAGGAUGCAAACUCUACAAACACUCCACACAAAUCUCCACUCGAUCGAGAUGUUAAAACAUACUACACGCAUUAUAAUUACGAUGUAUGGGCACCCCCAAAAUCCACCGAGCGCGAACAGAAUUCCGUUACAGUCGAUAAGAAUGUUUCUUUACCUAUCACUAAACCGGAAACCUAUGGAUCUAACGACGACAUUGAGGAUAUUUGGGCUUCGAGAACUGAGGACGACGCGCCUAAACCUAUUAGAAAAUUGGAGGACUCACGGGUUUUCAAAUUUACACCGUACAAGAGUGGUGACGAAGUUGAGGAAACUACACCUAUACCUGCACUUAAACCUUUCCUGCCCAAACCUAGAAGCAGCAUAAGCAAACUCAAAGAACCUACGGAGGGCAAUAUAUCCGCACGCGAAAUAGACGAAAACAAACCCAAAGAGAUCAAGAGUAAAUACACUGACUCUACACUUGACAAGGAACAAGUACCUAAGAAAAAGCUGUCUACUAGACGUAGGUCGUCGACUAAGUCAACGGAAGGAUCCGAGGACCAAGAACCAGUAUUAAAACCAAAGAAGAAGAAACCUAAACCUGUGGAUGAACCUAAGAAAGAGGAACUGACCACGAAAUCGAAAACCCUCGGAAAGCCGGAAACACCCAAGGAGGAACCUAAAUCUAAACUGGAAGAGAAAAAGGUGGAACCAAAAGCCAAACUCAAAGCAGAGGAAGUAAAGGAAGCACCAAAGGUCAAACCUAAACCAGACGAACCGAAGGAGAAACCAAAAGCCAAACCUAAAGCUGAGGAAGUAAAGGAAACGCCAAAGGCUAAGCCUAAACCAGAUGAACCAAAGGAAGAACCGAAAACCAAACCUAAGACAGAGGAAGUAAAGCAAACAUCGACACUCAGGCCGAAAUUAGAAGAAAGCAAGGUCGAAGAAAAGCCUAAGGCUAAGCUUGAGGAAGUCAAGGAGACACCGAAGGCCAAACUUAAGCCAGACGAACCAAAGGAGGAACCGAAAGCUAAACCCAAAGCGGAAGGAGUGAAGAAAGAGGAACCUGCACCAAAACCCACGGCUAAACUAGAAGAACCCAAGAAAGAGGAAGAGGUCAGGAGAAAAAGUCUAAGGUCUGUCAAGCAACUCGAGGAGGAGAAGAAAACACUAGAGAAAGUCGAACUUAAGCCGAAGGAUGCCGCCCAGACCAAACCGAAAUUCCGCAUACCGCCGAAACAGGAAGUUAAAACCGAUACCUUUCAGGGGAUUCAGCUUAAACCGGUUGCAAAGGAUCCGAAACAGCUUCAGCAGGCUGAAAAUGGCAAAGUGGAUCUUAAGAAAACUGAGAAGGGAGAAAAGCUCGAAGUGAAGAAAAUGAAAGCAGCGAAAGGAGCAAAGGAGUCGACCUACGAGCUUCCAGAGAUUCCGGAUUACGAAAGAGCCGUCCUCGAGAAACCGAAGGAAUUCGAUUUUGGCGAAUAUGUGCCUCGUGACAAGACAAAGCUCGAAAGGCCGAUUACGCAGAAAUUUGACUCUAAGCCGAAGUUACCGGAGAUCAAGGCGCCCGAGGCACCUAAAAUCGAAGUUAUCAAGGACGUGACACCGGUCGGCAGCAGGAAAGGCUCCUUAGCUCCAGGAAGCGGUACCAGUAGUCGACGCGGUUCGCUCAUACCGCCCGAGGAAUUGGGUCGCAGACCUAGCCUGAUCAUCAGUGACGAGGAGCAUAGGAAACUUCGUCCCGGCGAGGUGGUGGACGAGCGCAAGACUAAGUCCGGUCGACCAGGCGCGCUGCAGGAAAAAGAGCGUCGUCGUCCGAGCACUGCGGACAUCAGAAGACCAAGCGUGGCGGACCUCGAGAAUAAAAUCAAUCAGCCUAGUACACCUCUGCGAGAUGUUGGACCACCUGGACCACCCCAGAUUGUCGAUGUGCAGGAGUCGUACUCCGCCGUCGAAGACUCGACGGCGUAUCUCACCGUCGCGGUGGAGGGCACGCCCGCGCCAACUUUCAAGUUCUACAAGGGCAUCACCGAGAUCAUCGAAGGUGGUCGUUUCAAGUUCCUCACGGACACAGAGACCAACACGAUCACCCUCUGCAUGAGGAAGACGAAGCCCAACGACGAGGGUACUUACAAGAUCGUCGUGAGCAACAUCCAUGGCGAGGAUUCCGCCGAGAUGCAGCUCUACGUUUCCGACGCCAGUGGUAUGGACUUCCGUGCUAUGUUGAAGAAGAGAAAGUACCAGAAAUGGGGACGAGAAGAGGCCGACCAAGAAAAGGUGGAUUUGAAGGAAGUCGAAAAGCCUAUGCCGGCGUUGAAAAAAGUGGAAAGGAAACAAGAUAGCUUCCUGAAGCCACUGGUGGACCAAUACGCCAAGGAAGGCAAAGAUAAGAAGGUCGUCUUUGAAGCGAACUUUUCGAAACCGAACUGCAAGCCGAAAUGGUUCUUCCGAAAGGACGAACUAUUUCCAUCGGCCAAAUAUAAGUUCAAAAACGAGGAAGAUUGUUAUCAGCUCAUCAUCACUGGACCCAAAGUCGAAGACACUGGAAAAUACACGAUCGAAAUUGCCGGUGUAUCCAGCACAGGCUUCCUCAACGUGGACGAGCCCGAUCCGACGUACACCUUCACGAAACCGUUGUCGAAGAAGACAAGUGGCUUCACCAAGCAUGAGGCCUACAUGGAGUGUACAGUCAGUUCCAACAUGGCACAAGUUACCUGGCACAAGGACAAAACAAAACUCGAGGAUGGAGAACAGUUCAGUAUUUCCAAGGAUAUGUCAGGCGUGUGCCGGUUGACGAUCAAGAGCGCAACUCUCGAAGACAGUGGCGAAUACAGUUGUAAGAUAAGCAAGCAAGCGGAUCAUACCGAAACUACUCUCACUAUUGUCGAAUAUCCUUACAAAUUUGUCAAAGUGCUGAAACACCAACAGCUCGUAGAAAAGGAAACACUGACAUUACUUUGCGAGCUGGACGAUGUUGGUGGUGAAGUGCAAUGGUUCAAGGGUGACCAGGCGAUUACGCCUGACAAGAGGAUACAAAUCAAGGAAGAGGGCAGGAAAUGCAAGCUUGUCAUUAAAGACUGCAAGGUAACCGACGCCGGGCUCUACUCCUGCGUAAGCAAUGCCGAUAAGACGGAAGCUGAAAUCGUAAUAAAUUACGCUAAUCGCUUUAACAAGAAGCUAAAGGACACAGUCGCAAUAGAAAGGGAGAAAUUAGUGCUGGACGUCGAGCUUCAGGAUCAAACUGCGCCGGCUAUAUUCUACUUCAACGACGAGAAAAUUGAGCCCAAUGAAAGAGUGGAGGUCAAGAAUCUGGGUGGUGGCAAGCACCAGCUGGUAUUCAACAAAGUGGAGAUGACAGAUGACGGUGAGGUCAUGUGCGAGAGCGGCCAAUUGACCAGUAGUUGCAAGCUCACUGUGAAAAGAGGCGAGAGUAAGCCUAUCGUCGACUUCCCCGAUAAAGUCGAAGGACCCUGCAGCGCACCGUUGGUCUUUGUCGUGCCUUUCAAAGUUGAGGGCACCAAGCAGAGUCAAGUGGAAGCGAAACUGAUGAAGGACGGUAAGGCGCUGCCUCUCAAAGACGUCGAGAUCAUCGUUGGUGAGGACAAGAUCACGUAUAAGAUCAAAAAGCCGCAGCGCGAGUCAUCUGGAAUCUAUCAGAUAAAGAUUGGUAACAAUCAGGGCGAAGAAGUGAAGGAUGUUAACAUUAUCAUGCAGGACGUUCCAUCCCCGCCGUACGACGUUGAGGUCAACGAGAUCUUCCAGAACUCCUGCGUCGUAUCGUUCAAACCAUCGAAGGACGACGGCGGUGCGCCUAUUACAAAGUACGUCAUCGAACGUCUCGAUCUCAGCCUGAAGUCGCAAUGGGACAGCGUGGGGGAGGUCACGUCAGACGAAAAGUGCGUCUACAAAGUCACAGAUCUCAUUGCGAAGAGGGAGUACAAGUUCCGCAUACGGGCUGUAAACAAGCUCGGUUCCAGCGAGCCGGCGAUGUUCGGCAAACCCGUCUUAGCCAAGGAUCCAUGGGAUGAGCCAGGCAAACCUACGAACGUCGACGUAACUGACUGGGACAAGGAUCACGCUGAUCUGACAUGGACGAAGCCCGAAAACGAUGGUGGUGCACCGAUUACUGGUUACGUUAUUGAAUACAAGGAGAAAUUCGGCAAGGAAUGGACGAAGGGCAAAGAGAUCGAAGGCGACGUGACUCAAGCGACCAUCGACGGUCUGAAAGAGGGUACGCAGUACGAGUUCAGAAUACGAGCAGUGAACAAAGCUGGUCCCGGUGAACCAUCUGACGCUACCAAGCCGAUCAUCGCAAAAUGUCGAUUCGUCAAGCCAUACAUUGUUGGCGAAGGUCUCACAAAUCUAGUUGUCAAGAAGGGCCAGGUUAUUAAAUACGACAUCAAGUAUGCCGGCGAGCCGGAACCGGAAGUCCGCUGGCUUCUGGGCCAGAAAGAAAUCAUCCAGGAUGCGGCCGAGAGAAUUACGAUCGACAAGUAUGAGAGAAAUACUGUAUUGACAGUUAGAAGAACCACCAGACCUGAUUCCGGAAAAUAUAAACUGGUGCUGACGAAUGGUUCCGGCACAUGCGAAAGCGUCGCCGAUGUUGUCGUUCUUGACAAACCAUCGGCUCCGUUAGGACCACUCAAUGUAGAGGAAGUCCGUGCUAAUCAUGUUAAAGUCAAAUGGGACAAACCUGAUGACAAUGGCGGUACCGACAUCACUGGUUAUGUGUUGGAAAAGAUGGAUCUGGAGACCGGACGAUGGAUCCCAGCUGGAGAAGUCGGUCCUAACGAAAAGACCUUCACGUUUUCUGGUCUGACGCCUAAGAAGAAGUACAAGUUCCGUGUCAAGGCGGUCAAUAAAGAAGGCGAAUCUGAACCUUUGGAGGUUGAAGAAGCCAUUCUUGCCAAAAAUCCUUAUGAUGAGCCUGGCAAGCCUGGCAAACCGGACAUCUUUGAUUAUGAUAAUGUCAGCGUAUCCCUGAAGUGGGAGAAACCAAAGAGCGAUGGUGGCAGAGCAAUCACUCACUAUACCAUCGAGAUGAAGGACAAAUUCGCCGUCGACUGGGUCGAAGUGACAAAGACCAACGAUGCGACUCCGGAGGUUAAAGUUGAAGGCCUCAAGGAGAAGAUGGUUUAUCAAUUCCGCGUACGUGCUCACAAUAAGGCUGGACCUGGCGAGCCCAGCGAUCCCACAGAUAACCAUCUUUGCAAACACAGAAAUAUGCGACCGAGAAUUGACCGGACCACUUUCAAAUCAAUUAUUAUCAAGGCUGGCCGUACUCACAAAUGGUCUGUAGAUGUAUCUGGUGAACCUGCGCCAGAAACCAAAUGGGUCUGGAGAGACAAUAUUCCAUUGACCACCACUGAGCGCAUCAAGAUCGACAAUGUGGAAUAUCACACCGAUUUCACGAUCGUCAACGCCAUGCGCAAGGAUACUGGAAAGUACACGCUGAUUGCUGAAAACGCAAACGGCAAAGAUGAAGAAACCGUCGAACUCACAGUACUUGGAAAACCGAGCGCUCCUAAAGGACCUCUGGAAGUCAGUGACGUUACCAAUACCACGGCUAAGGUGAAAUGGGAGAAACCGGAGGAUGACGGUGGUGUACCGAUCAAAGAAUAUGAAAUUGAGAAGAUGGACACAAAGACCGGCAAAUGGGUCAGGGUAGGCAAAGUGCCUGGAAACUCACCCAAUACCGAAUUUGAGGUCACCGGUUUGAAUCCCGGAAGCGAAUACAAAUUCCGCGUCACAGCUGUCAACGAUGAGGGCGAUUCGGAACCUCUAGAGAGCGAGCGCGGAGUUGUCGCCAAGAAUCCAUAUGACGAACCUUUGAAGCCCGGAACACCUGAGGUCACUGAUUACGACAACGAAUCCAUAAGCUUGAAAUGGGCACCGCCCGAAUUCGACGGAGGAGCGCCGAUUGAGAAAUACAUUAUCGAGAAGAAGGAUCGAUACAAGCCAGAUUGGGAGAAAGCCAUUGAGGUACCUGGAGAUCAACUUGAAGGCAAAGUACCUGAUCUAAAAGAAAGGGGCGAGUACCAAUUCCGAGUUAUCGCCGUAAACAAAGCCGGACCGUCGCCUCCGUCAGAUGCGUCGAAGAUGCAGAUUUGCAAGCACAAAGCCCUCAAACCGAGAAUCGACAGAACGAACUUGAAGCCGAUCAUCGUGAGAGCCGGUAAGCUUGUAAAAUAUGACGUAGACGUGCGCGGUGAACCACCACCGGAGAUUAAAUGGUAUCACGCUGGCAACGAAGUCAAAUCCGGCGAGAACAUUGAAAUCGUCAACGUCGAUUACAAUACGAAACUUACUAUAUCUGAUAGCUUGCGCAAAAACACCGGCGUAUGGAAGAUCAAAGCUGUCAAUCCUCACGGCGAGGACGAGGCGGAAGUCGAAGUUACAAUAUUAUCGGCUCCUGGAAAACCGAAAGGACCACUCAAAGUGGCGGAUGUCACGAAAAACGCUUGCAAACUCAAAUGGGACAAGCCAGAAGACGAUGGCGGCAAGCCUAUCACUGGUUACCAAGUAGAGAAAUUGGAUAAAUCGACUGGUAGAUGGAUACCAGUUGGUCGCACAGCGGACACUGAGAUGGACAUAAAGGGUCUUCAAGAAGGACACGAAUAUGAGUUCAGAGUGAAGGCUCUGAAUGAAGAAGGAGAAUCGGAACCCCUCGUAUCAGACGGCUCCACAAUUGCAAAGAAUCCUUACGACGUCUCCAGCAAGCCUGGUGUACCGGAAUUCGAAGAUUGGGACGUCGAUCGUGUCGAUCUCAAGUGGGAACCUCCCAAGAACAACGGUGGUGCGCCGAUCACCGGCUACAUCAUCGAGAAGAAAGAGAAACCUUCGUCACAAUGGGAAGAAGCUCUCGUCACCGACUCGCCACAGCCGAAAGGUCGUGUCACCGGUUUGAAAAAGGGUUCCACUUAUCAAUUCCGUGUUCGCGCUGUUAACAAAGCCGGACCAUCGGAGCCCAGUGACCCGACGAAGCCACAUAUUGCAAAAGCAAGAUUCCUGAAACCGCACAUCAAUCGCGACAAGCUGCAGACUAUUAAAGUCAGAGCAGGCCAACUGGUGAAGUUAGAAGUCGAUAUCGAGGGUGAACCUCCUCCAACCGUUACAUGGAGCUUCGCUGGAGCACCGCUUCAAACUGGUGCUAACGUUAAGAUCGAUAACGAAGACUACCUUACCAAGAUCCAGUUGACGAAUACCAGUCGCAAGUUAACUGGCAAAUACACCAUCAAGGCUGUGAACGAUUCCGGCCAGGAUGAGGCCGACGUGGAGAUUAACAUUCUCGAUAAACCUGGAAAGCCGGAAGGGCCAUUGGAAGUAACGGAUGUGCAUAAGGAAGGCUGCAAAUUGAAGUGGAAUAAGCCUAAGGAUGACGGUGGUCUUCCUUUAUCCAGCUAUCUAGUAGAAAAGAUGGAUGUGACAACAGGUCGUUGGGUACCAGCCGGCAUCGUAGACCCUGAAAAAACCGAACAUACGAUUACUGGUUUGGAGCCCGGCCAUAAGUACGAAUUUCGCGUGAAGGCUGUGAACGAGGAGGGAGAAUCGGAACCUUUGCAAUCCGAUGUUCCCAUUGUGGCCAAAAAUCCAUACGACGCUCCAGCGGCACCUGGACUUCCAGAGAUCAUUGAUUGGUCAGAGAAUAUGGUGAAACUUAAGUGGGAACCACCGAUAAGAGACGGCGGUGCGCCGAUCACUGGAUAUAUCAUUGAGAUGAAGGAUAAAUUUGGUACCAACUUUGUCAAAGCCGCCGAAGUGGAAGGUCCCAUAUGUACCGGAACAGUUCCUCGAUUGGAAGAAGGCAAUCAGUAUCAAUUCAGAGUACGCGCCGUCAACAAGGCUGGUCCUGGUGAACCUAGCGAGGCUACCAAUCCACACACUGCCAAAGCUCGUUGGCUAAAACCGUACAUCGAUCGCACAAAUUUGCAACCCAUAACGGUGAAAGUCGGCCUUACCGUAACUCUAGACGUGAACAUAAUUGGCGAACCACCGCCAAAAGUCACCUGGACCUUCAAAGACAAAGAACUCGUAUCAGAUGACACGAUACGAAUUGACAAUAUUGAUUAUAACACUAAAUUCUUUAUUCUGAAGACAAAACGCGUUCACACCGGCAAAUAUGUGAUCAAAGCGAAGAACGAAGUCGGCGAAGAUACUGCUGAGGUAGAAAUAACCGUUCUUGGCAAACCCAGCAAACCGAAGGGUCCAUUGGAAGUAAGUGACGUUAACAAACACGGCUGCAAACUUAAAUGGGAUAAACCUGAGGAUGAUGGCGGCUCACCGGUCGAAUAUUACGAAAUUGAGAAGCUGGAUCCUCUAACAGGGCAAUGGAUACCCUGCGGUCGCAGUACCGAGCCGGAAGCGACCAUCACCGGAUUACAAGAGGGCAAGCCUUAUAAAUUCCGUGUGAAAGCCGUCAACAGAGAAGGCGAAUCUGACGAUCUGGAGGCGGACAAAUCUAUUAUAGCAAAGAAUCCAUUUGACGAACCGGGCAAACCCGGCCGACCGGAGCUUAGAAACUGGGACAAAGACUUCGUCGAUCUGGAAUGGACACCACCCAAGGACGACGGCGGUGCGCCGAUUGAGAAAUACAUUGUACAGAUGCGAGAUAAAGAGGGUAGACAAUGGGUGGACGUCGCCAAAGUUCCGGGAGAUCGCACAGCCGCCAAAGUGACCGACGGUAUUCAGGAAGGUCACGAAUACGAGUUCAGGAUCGUGGCAGUUAAUAGAGCUGGACCUGGUGAGCCAAGCGACACUUCGAAGAGCGUCGUCGCCAAACCCCGAUUCCUGGCUCCUCAUAUCGAUCGCAAGAAUCUCCAGAAGAAAGUUAUGCGAAUCGGCCAAAUGUUGCGGCUCGAGGCCGAUAUCAAGGGCGAACCGCCGCCGGUUGUUACAUGGAAACGCCAGGAUGCAGUAUUGAAGAGCAUGGACCGGCUCAAGAUUGAGAACGAGGAUUACCAUACUAUGUUGGUUCUCAACAAACUCCAGCGCUCGGACGCCGGCACUUACACCGUCAUCGCCAAGAACGACAGCGGCACCGAUCAAGUCGACGUCGAGCUUCAGGUGUUGAGCAAACCCAGCAAACCGAAAGGACCACUCGAAGUGUCUGACGUGACGGCAGAAGGCUGCAAGUUGAAAUGGGACAAACCUGAGGAUGAUGGCGGUGAACCAGUUGACCAUUAUGUUAUCGAAAGGAUGGAUGUGGACACUGGACGUUGGGUACCGUGUGGCACAAGCAAGACUCCGGAAGCGGAUGUAUCUGGCUUAAAUGAGGGCAAAGAUUACCAAUUUCGUGUCAAAGCUGUUAACUCCGAAGGCGAGUCAGAGCCUUUGGAAACAUCCAUACCGACAACUGCUAAGAAUCCUUAUUCCGAGCCCGACGCGCCCGGAAAACCCGAGUUGAAAGAUUGGUCGAAGAAUCACGUAGAUCUAAAAUGGAAGGCUCCGAAGAAAGACGGCGGUGCUCCUAUCGAGAAGUAUAUUAUCGAGAAGAAGGAUCAAUAUGGAAAAUGGCAAAAGGCUGAGGAAGUGCCGGGCAGCAAAACUGAAGCCAAAGUGCCGGAUCUCGUAGAGGGUCAAAAAUAUCAAUUCCGAGUUAAAGCCGUGAACAAAGGCGGUCAGAGCAAACCCAGCGAACCCAGUGACACCUUGAUUGCUAAGGAUCGUUACGCCGCGCCGAAGAUUGAUCGCACCAAUCUGAAAGACAUCACGAUCAAGGCCGGCAAUGUCAUUCGCCUUGACGUCAAAGUCACGGGUGAACCGCCGCCAAGCAAGACCUGGUUCUUGAACAAAGCCAAACAAGAGUCUGGCAACGUGCUGACCAUCGAGGUGGAAGAUUACAAGACCAAAUUCGUAGUUUCCUCGGCAACCAGAGCGCACUGUGGCACUCUAACUUUAAAGGCGGAGAACAGUUCCGGUCGAGAUGAGGCAUCGAUUGAGAUUUUGGUGCUGGACAAGCCCAGUAAGCCCGAGGGACCACUUAAGGUAUCCGAUGUGCACAAAGAAGGCUGCACCCUCAAAUGGAACCCACCACUCGACGACGGUGGCGCGCCUUUGGAUCACUACGUGGUCGAAAAGAUGGAUACGGAGACUGGUAGAUGGAUACCGGUCGGACGCACCAAGGAACCCAACAUGGUUGUAGAGAACCUGGUACCCGGACAAGAGUACAAGUUCCGUGUCGCCGCUGUGAAUGCGGAGGGCGAGUCUGAACCGUUGGAGACUGAGCACGGAAUUGUCGCCAAGAAUCCAUUCGAUGAACCUGGUCCACCAGGCCGUCCGGAGGCGACUGAUUGGGAUAAGGAUCACGUAGAUCUUCGAUGGACUCCACCGUUAACAGACGGCGGAUCUCCAAUCACUGGAUAUGUGAUCGAGAAACGUGAGAAGGGCGCGCCUAAAUGGAUUAAGGCGUGCGAGACGGGACCGGAUUGCAAGGGUCGCGUUGAUAAUCUUGACGAAGGUGUUGAAUACGAAUUCAGAGUUAAAGCCAUCAAUGCUGCUGGACUCGGCGAACCGUCCGAUGCUAGCAAACCGAUCACAGCCAAGAGUCGAAGACUACCGCCAAAGAUCGACAGACGAAAUCUGCGCGACAUAACUGUACGCGAGAACGAAGCGUUCCACUUCGAUGUCAAGAUUAUUGGCGAACCGCCGCCAGAUGUCACGUGGGUGAUCAACAAUAAGAGUAUUCAGCAGACUACACACCGCAGGAUACAGAAUGUUCCUUACAAUAGCAAAUUCUUCAACGACAAGCCCGAACGCAAAGAUACCGGCACUUAUAAAAUCACAGCGGUCAAUCAGUUCGGAUCUGACACCGCCGAAGUCGAAGUCACCGUUGUCUCUAAGCCUGGCAAGCCAGAAGGACCAUUGGAAGUAUCCGACGUGCACAAGGAAGGAUGUACACUCAAAUGGAAGAAACCCAAGGACGACGGCGGAGAACCAAUAGAGGGGUACCUCGUGGAGAAGUUUGAUCCGGAAACCGGUGUCUGGCUACCAGUUGGUAAAACUACUGGACCUGAAAUGAAAGUCGAAGGACUUACACCCGGACAUGAGUACAAGUUCCGAGUCAAGGCGCUCAACAAGGAGGGAGAAUCCGAGCCGUUGGAGACAUUCAGCUCCAUUGUAGCCAAAGAUCCGUUCACUGUACCAACUGCACCUGGAGCACCAGAGCCAGUCGAUUGGACAGCCAACCAGGUCGAACUCACCUGGAAAGAACCUGUUAGCGAUGGUGGAUCACCUAUCACAGGCUAUAUCGUCGAAAAGAAAGAUAAAUACAGCACUAUGUGGGAGAAGGCUUUGGAAACCGAAACGCCGACUACCAAAGCUUUGGUACACGGUCUGAUAGAAGGCAAUGAUUAUCAAUUCCGCGUGAUUGCUGUGAACAAGGCCGGUCAAUCUGAGCCUGGCGAAGCUAGCAAAACAUUCACAGCUAAGCCACGCUUCUUGGCCCCGAAGAUCGAUAGGCGCAAUUUGAGGGACGUUACCCUGUCGGCGGGCUCGAUGCUGAAAUUCGAUGCCAACGUAAUCGGCGAGCCACCACCACAUAUUGAGUGGCGCUACGGCGCGAUACCGCUGCAUUCCGAUCGCAAAGUGCAGAUCGACAACAGCGACUACAAUACCAAGUUUAGCAUACGCCCGGUGUCGCGAGACGACAGUGGCGAUUACACCGUCACCGCGAGCAAUUCAUCCGGCAAAGACUCGGUGACGGUACAAGUAACGGUGACAGAUAAGCCAAUGCCGCCCGAGGGACCGCUUCAAGUGUCGGAUGUGCACAAGGAGGGAUGCAAGUUGAAGUGGAAGAGACCGAAAGACGACGGAGGCACUCCCAUUGAAUACUAUCAAGUGGACAAGAUGGACCCGGAGACCGGAUGCUGGGUACCUUGCGGACGUUCCACCGAGCCGAAUCUCGAAGUGACAGGCUUAACACCUGGCAAGGAGUAUCUCUUCCGAGUAGCCGCGGUCAAUGCCGAGGGCGAGUCGAAGCCUUUGGAAGCGGAGCAAGCGAUACUAGCCAAGAAUCCAUUUGACGAGCCAGGCAAACCGGGUGAUCUCCGAGCCACCGACUGGGACAAAGAUCAUGUCGAUCUGAAAUGGACUGCGCCGGAGAACGAUGGCGGUUCACCGAUUACCGGUUACGUAAUUGAGAAGAAGGACAAGUACGGCGAAUGGGAAAAGGCGCUGGAAGUACCCGCGGACGAGACUUCCGCCACCGUACCCGAUCUGAUCGAAGGUCAGCCAUAUGAGUUCCGCGUGCGAGCCGUGAACAAAGCUGGUCCAGGCGAGCCAUCGGACGCUACGCCUACCAUUAUCGCGAAGCCGCGCAAUCAAGCGCCUAGGAUAGAUCGCACGAAUCUGAUCGAGGUGAGGAUCAAGGCCGGCCAGAACUUCAACUUCGACUGCAAGGUGACGGGUGAGCCACCGCCGACCACCAAAUGGAUGCUCAACGGUAAGGAGGUCCGGUCGACCGAUCGCGUCAAGGUCAAGCACGUGGACUACAACACCAGCCUGAGCGUUCGUAUGGCUACGCGCGCGGAAUCCGGCAAGUACACCGUCAUCGCGGAGAACAUCAAUGGCCGGGAUGAGGCGUUUGUUAAGGUCACCGUGCUGGACAAGCCCAGCCCGCCACAGGGUCCACUUCGAACAUCCGACGUGCAUGCCGAGGGAUGCAAGCUCUCGUGGAAGCCGCCGGAAGACGACGGUGGACAACCCGUAGAGAAAUACGUUGUGGAGAAGAUGGAUGAGGCUACGGGUCGCUGGGUACCGGCCGGAGAGACCGACGGACCAGAAACGAACUUGCAAGUGGAAGGUUUGACGCCUGGACACAAGUACAAGUUCAGAGUGAGAGCUGUCAACAAGCAGGGCAAGUCCGAGCCGCUUGUCGCCAUGCAGAGCAUUGAGGCGAAGAAUCCCUUCGACGAGCCAGGAAAACCAGGUACGCCCGAGGUGGUUGAUUACGAUAGAGACUUUGUCGAACUUCAAUGGAAACGUCCUGAUGAGGAUGGUGGAUCACCGAUUACCGGCUACGUCAUAGAGAAGCGCGACAAGUACAGCCCGACUUGGGAGAAGUGUGCAGAAGUCGAGGGUGACACAAACCGCGGCAGAGUGAAUGAUCUAGUUGAGGGAACUCAAUACGAAUUCCGCGUGAGGGCUGUUAACAAGGCCGGUCCUGGUGAAGCGUCGGAAGCAUCGAAGUCGCAUCUGGCGCGACCCAAGAACCUUCCGCCAAAGAUCGACAGGAAGUACAUGCUGGAUGUGAAGGUGCGCGCCGGCGGUUUCUUCGACUUCGACGUGCCGGUGAUCGGCGAGCCGCCACCGAGCAAAGAAUGGUCGCUAAAAGACGCUGCGGUGAUGGCGAGCGACCGCAUCAAAAUCGUCAACGAGGACUACAAUACGAAAGUGCGCGUGAUGGAGGCGAAACGUUUCGAUUCCGGUGUAUACACCCUGGAGGCUAAGAACGUGAACGGCAAGGACUCUGCCACGCUGACGGUGAACGUGCUGGAUGUACCUGCGCCGCCGGAAGGUCCGCUGAAGGUCGACAACGUCACCAGAAGUGGCUGCACUCUGAAGUGGCGGCCGCCGAAAGACGACGGCGGUUCCGAAAUCCAGUAUUAUCAAGUCGAAAAAAUGGAUACGGAGAAUAUGCGCUGGGUGCCCGUGGCCGAGGCUAACACCACCUCGGCGCGGGUGGAUCAUCUGAUCGAGGGUCACGACUACCAGUUCCGCGUGCGCGCCGUCAACAAGCAGGGCGAGUCGCAGCCUUUGACGGGAAUGGACACCAUCACCGCCAAAGAUCCGUUCGCCAAGCCGGAUAAACCGGGAGCACCGGUCGCCACCGACUGGGACAAGGAUCACGUGGACCUCGAAUGGACGCCGCCCAAGAAAGACGGUGGAUCGCCUAUAACUGGCUACAUUAUCGAGAAACGACCUCGUUAUGGACAGUGGGAGAAGGCGGCUGAAAUACCCGGUGACAAGACCAGCGGCAGAGUGCCAGAUCUGACCGAGGGUCAAGAAUACGAAUUCAGGGUCAUUGCCGUCAACAAGGGCGGACCUGGCGAGCCGUCCGAUGCAUCGGCGCCGAUCGUCGCUAAGCCACGCUUCAUUGCGCCAUCGUUUGAUACGCAUUUGCUGAACGACUUGGUGGUGCGCGCUGGUCAGAAGAUCAGCUACAACAUUCCCAUCGUGGCAUCACCUAAACCGAAGACAACGUGGAAUCGCGAUGGAGUGAACAUCGUGGCCGAUGCGCGUCACGAGAUGUACACCACAAACACCGAAACAUCCUUCGAGAUUCCGUUCUCCGUUCGUGAUGACACUGGACGCUAUACUUUGACAUUAGAGAACGAGCAUGGUAGCUUCAGCGCCAGCGCAAGAGUCACAGUCCUCGACAGACCAGCGCCACCGGAGAAACCGCUGGAGGUCAGCAACGUUACCAAAGAGGGUUGCCAUCUGACUUGGGGACAUCCUCUCGACGACGGCGGCAGUCCCAUUCUACAUUACGUCAUCGAGAAGAUGGAUCUGUCACGUGGUACUUGGUCCGAUGCCGGCAUGAGCAUGGUGCUGAGCCACGAGGUCAGCCGUUUGACUCAUCGCAAGGAAUACCUGUUCCGCGUCAAGGCUGUAAACAACAUUGGAGAAUCAGACCCACUCGAGACUACAAAGAGCAUAAUCGCGAAGAACGAAUUCGAUGAACCAGACGCGCCUGGCAAACCUCAGAUUACGGAUUGGGACAAGGAUCACGUGGAUCUGCAAUGGCCAGCACCGAAGAAUGACGGCGGAUCGCCGAUCAAAGGCUACAUUGUUCAGAAGAAAGAAAAGGGCAGUCCUUACUGGGUGAAUGCGGUGCAUGUGCCGGCGGAUCAAACCAACACAACCGUUCCAGAUCUGACCGAAGGCCAGGAGUAUGAGUUCCGAGUGAUUGCUGUGAACGCUGCCGGUCAAUCCGAGCCGUCUGAACCUAGCGAUCUCGUCACAGCUAAACCUCGUUACCUGGCUCCGAAGAUCAAGACGCCUUUGCAAGACGUUCGUAUCAAGGCUGGACUAAUCUUCCACGUGGACAUCGAUUUCAUCGGCGAACCGACGCCGGAAGUUACCUGGAGCGUAGGAACCAACGAGUUGACUUCCAACGACAGGACGACGAUUACAUCAAUCGGCUAUCACACGAUUGUACACAUCGUUAAUGCUAAGAGAUCUGAUUCGGGACUGUAUCAUCUAUUGCUGAAGAACAGUAGCGGCAUAGAUGAGGGCAGUUUCCAAAUGACUGUUCUAGACAAACCCGGACCACCAGAGGGUCCUUUGCAGUACGAAGAAAUCACGAGCCAAUCCGUCACACUCUCGUGGAAGCCACCCAAGGAUAAUGGCGGCAGCGAGCUUACUGGAUACGUUAUCGAGAAACGCGAUCUUACACACGGUGGCGGCUGGGUGCCAGCAGUUACACAUGUUAAUCCGAAGUAUAAUCAUGCGACUGUGCCAAGAUUGCUCGAAGGAACCACGUAUGAAUUCCGUGUUUCUGCGGAAAACCUACAGGGUCGCUCCGAGCCAUUGACGACAGAUCGAUCAGUUGUUGCGAAGAAUCAAUUCGUGGUCCCUGGUCAACCUGGCAAGCCAGAAUGCGUGGACGCUGAUAAGGACCACAUCAAGAUCAAAUGGACGCCGCCCAUCAGCAACGGCGGUUCCAAGAUCAUCGGCUACGACGUGGAACGUCGCGAUCGCGCUACCGGUCGCUGGAUAAAACAAAACAAGGAACCCGUCAAAUACCCCGAGUACUACGACGAUCAUGUAACCGAGGGUCAUCAGUACGAGUAUCGCGUAUCGGCCAUAAAUGCCGCCGGUGCCGGAAAACCAAGCGAGACCUCGUCCGCGUUCACGGCUAAGCCUAUGCGGGAGAAGCCAAAACUCAAUUUGGAUGCUCUGAUCGGCCGCAAGAUCAAAGUUCGAGCCGGGGAACCGAUCAAUGUCAAUAUACCAUUGUCCGGCGCGCCCACGCCGAAGAUCGAAUGGACCAAGGACGGAAAAUCGCUCUUGGAAACUCUUCGUAUAUCGACCGAGACCAAGAGCGACCGAACGCAACUGCUGAUCGAGAAAUCCGUGCGGGAUGACAGCGGCAUGUACACCAUAACUGCGUCAAAUGAACAUGGCAAAGAUUCGGCCGACAUCGAAGUAAUAGUCGUGGAUAAACCCGGACCACCCCAGGGUCCUCUGCAGUACACCGGCACGACACAAGAAUCCGUCGGACUAUCCUGGAACCCACCAGUGGACGACGGUGGAUCCGACAUUACGAAUUACAUAGUUGAAGUGUCGGAUUACGGGUCUGACAAUUGGCGACAAGUACCUGGCUACGUGCCCAGAACGAGCUUCACGGCGAAGGGCCUGAUUGAAGGCAAAAAGUACGUUUUCAGAGUUCGCGCUGAGAAUAUGUACGGAGUCUCGGAGCCCUUGGAGGGCAAACCUGUAGUCGCCAAGAGUCCUUAUGAUCCGCCAGACGCGCCGAGUCAGCCUGAAAUACUUGGCUAUACUCCUAACAGCUGCAGUCUCACCUGGAAUCCGCCUCUCAACACCGGCGGAAAGCCUAUCACUGGUUAUUACGUAGAGAGGCGUGAGCGUGGCGGCGAAUGGUUGAAGGUCAACAACUACCCGACUCCGAACACGACAUUUACCGUGCAGGAUCUUCACGAAGGUUCGCGAUACGAAUUUAGAGUGAUCGCUGUGAACGAGGCUGGACCAGGCAAACCUAGCAAGCCCACUGAGCCCAUCACAGCCGGGCACCAACGCCUACGUCCUGAUGCACCUGAGCCGCCUAAACCAGAUAGAAUCACCAAGGACUCGGUGACUCUAAGCUGGCGUCCGCCACGAAGCGACGGUGGUGCGAAGAUCAGAGGCUACAUCAUCCAGAAGAAGGCUAAAAAUGAUGACGACUGGUCGGACGUGAACGGUGCUCCCAUACCGAACAACGUGUAUACCGUGCCAAAAUUGAAGGAGGGCGAAGAAUACCUCUUCAGAGUGAUUGCAGUGAAUGACGUCGGUAACAGCGAUCCGAGUCGACCCAGCAACCCCAUCGUCAUCGAAGAACAGCCCAACAAACCGGUCAUGGAUCUCGGCGGAGUUCGCGACAUUACUGUUCGCGCCGGCGAGGACUUCUCCAUUCAUGUGCCUUACAUUGGCUUCCCCAAACCAACCGCCACGUGGUUCGCCAACGAUGUUGUUAAGGACGAAACUGAUUCGCGCGUCCAUCAGCAGCUGGCCGAUGAUUUCGCCAGCUUGGUGGUGAAGAAUGCGAAACGUACGGACGGAGGACAAUACAGACUUCAACUGCGCAACUCGUCCGGCUUUGAUACGGCGACCGUCAACGUUAAGGUUCUCGAUCGUCCUGCACCACCUGAGAAUCUCCGUGCGGAUGAGUUCGGCGGUGAUGCUCUCACACUCUUCUGGACCCCGCCUAAAGACAACGGCGGUGCUGAUAUCACAAAUUAUGUGAUUGAGAAGAAGGAACCGAAGUCCGCCACGUGGUCCAAGGUAAGCAGCUAUGUCACGACGCCAUUUGUGCGAGUCAGGAAUUUGACAGUCGGUCAAGUCUAUGAAUUCCGAGUGAUGGCCGAGAAUCAGUACGGCACAUCGGAUCCGGUAACGACGAUUGAUCCGAUCAAAGCGAGGCAUCCGUUCGAUCCACCGGGUGCUCCUGGCGCACCGCGUGGCGUGGAGACCACCGAAGAUAGCAUUACCAUCACGUGGAGCAAGCCGCGUCACGACGGUGGUUCGCCGAUCAUUGGAUACGUCGUCGAGAAGCGUCUCUUGAGCGAGGACAAAUGGGUUAAAGCCACCCCCGCUCUGGUGCACGACACUACUUACAAGGUCACUGGACUGAUCGAGAAUCAUGAUUACGAAUUCCGCGUAGCUGCGGAAAAUGCCGCCGGUCGUGGACCGUGGAGUUCCAACUCCGACGUCAUUCGUGCCAGUGCUCCACCAUUCCCGCCAAAGAUUACGAGCGAUCUCAGCAUCCGCGAUAUGACUGUAAUUGCUGGAGAACCCUUCACCAUCACGGUGCCUUAUUCAGCCAAUCCCAAGCCGAGACCGAACUGGUCCAUCAACGGCGAGGAAGUGCUCACGAGCGAAAGAAUCAAAUUCGAGACGACCGAUGUAGCUUCUCAAUUUAUAAACAAGAAAGCAACAAGGUCAGACACCGGAACGUACACGAUAUAUCUCACGAACACCGUUGGCACGGAUUCCGCUUCGUGCAAAGUUCUCGUUGUCGAUAAACCGUCACCGCCUUUGGCGCCUCUGGAUAUCUCAGAUAUCACUCCAGAAACCUGCACAUUAUCGUGGAAACCACCCUUCGACGAUGGCGGUUCGCCGAUCACAAACUACAUUGUCGAGAAAUUGGAUCCAGCUGGUUUCUGGGUGAAACUCAGCAGCUUUGUGAGAAACACGCAUUAUGACGUGAUUGGUUUGGAGCCGAAUCGCACGUACAACUUCCGUGUGAGAGCAGAGAAUCAAUACGGCGUGUCUGAUCCUCUACAGGCUGAUGAGCCGAUAACGGCCAAGUUUCCCUUCACGGUGCCAGAUCCACCUGGACAGCCGCGUAUCAUCGACUGGGACACCUCCAACGCCACGGUGGUCUGGACGAAACCAUUGUCUGAUGGCGGAUCUCGCAUUCAGGGUUACAAGAUCGAGUUCCGUGAUCCUGCUGAAGAUGUGCAAUGGCGCGUGGCGAACGACUAUCUCUUUAAGGACACAACUUACGUGUGCUACGGUCUACAAAGCGGCCACGAGUAUGAGUUCAGAAUCCGCGCAAAGAAUGCGGCUGGCUUCAGCAAACCGAGCCCGCCAUCCGCACCGUUCAGACUGAAGAGCAAGUUCAACGUGCCAUCGCCGCCUGGCACACCGCAAGUUACUAAAGUCGGCAAAAACUACGUCGAUCUACGCUGGGAACCACCCGUGUCCGACGGCGGCAGUAGAAUUACUGGUUACGUGAUCGAGAAACGCGAAGUCGGCAGCGCAAUGUGGUCCAAGUGCAACGAGUACAACGUCGUCGACACCGAAUACACGGUUAUGCACUUGAUCGAACGCGGCGAUUACGAGUUCAGGAUCUUCGCGGUGAACGCGGCCGGCAGAUCCCAGCCGAGCUCGUGCACCACACCGGUAAAGAUUUGCGAGGUCGAGGGCGGCGAGAAACCGGAAUUCAUCAGAAAUCUGCCCAUCAGUCAAAUUAUACCGCUCGGAAAAACGCUUGUUCUCGAAUGCGAGGCCACGGGUAAACCUCUACCGACAGCCAGGUGGUUGAAGAAUGGUCGCGAAAUUACGCUAGGCGGCCGCUUCCGCGCCGAAGCGAUCAACGGCAUUUAUAGGCUGGUAAUCUCUGAAGUAUGGGACGCGGACGACGGUGACUACAGCUGCCAGAUUUCCAAUCCGCUCGGCAUUGCCACGACUACGUGCAGAUUGAAGAUCGGUACACCGCCGCGUAUCGAACGCAUGCCGGGUGAUCUCUAUCUACCGGAAGGCGACAACACGAAGAUCAAGAUCUACUACAGCGGCGAUCAGCCAAUGGAGGUGACGCUGAAAAAAGACGGACAGAAAAUUGUGGAAACCACGCACAUCAAGUAUACCGUCUUCGACGAGUAUCUCAUCAUCUUUAUCAAGGAUAUCCAAAAGGACGACGGCGGCACUUACGAUCUGUCCAUCUCGAACGACAGCGGCAGCGUCAGCGCUUCCUUCACCGUGUACAUCACCGGACUGCCUGGACCGCCGACUGGACCGCUCGACGCCUCAGACAUCGACAAACAUACCUGCACCCUGUCCUGGCAUCCACCCAAGUACGACGGCGGUCUUCGGGUGACCCAUUACGUGGUGGAACGUCGCGACGUCAGCCAUACGCACUGGAUCAUCGUGUCUUCCUUCUGCAGAGACACUACCUUCGUCGUGCAGGGUCUGACUGAGGGCCAGGAGUACCUCUUCCGGGUGAUGGCGGCCAACGACAACGGUAUGGGUCCGCCGCUCGAGGGUGCCAAUCCGAUCAGGGCGAAGGCGCCGUUUGAUCCGCCAGGACCGCCGGGCACGCCCAAAGUCACCGAGGUUGGCGGCGACUUUGUUAAUCUCUCGUGGGAGAAACCGGAAACAGACGGCGGCGCCAAGAUCCAGGGUUACUGGAUCGACAAACGUGAGGUCGGCAGUCAGGCCUGGCAGCGCGUAAACGCUAGUAUCUGCCUGCCGACGCAGAUCAACAUCAGCAAUCUGAUCGAGGGCAGGCAGUACGAGUUCCGAGUGUUCGCGCAGAACUCAGCUGGGCUCAGUCCGGAAUCGAAGGCCUCGACUUCCGUGAAGAUCGUUGAUCCGCAGGCGGCGAAGCCUCCGGAGAUCAUUCAACCUCUCAACAAGGUGAAUUGCGUCCAGAAUCACAACGCACACUUCCAGUGCAAGAUCAUCGGCACGCCGAGACCGACCAUCACGUGGUUCAAAGGCGCCCGCGAGAUCGUGAGCGGCAGUCGCUACAACAUUUAUUCCGAGGGCGACACUCACAAUCUUAUCAUCCACGACGUGUUCGGCGAAGACGCUGACGAGUACUUCUGCCGCGCGGUGAACAAGUGCGGCGUGAAGUCGACGAAGAGCGAGCUCUUCAUCAAGACGCCACCGAAACUGAACGUGCCGCCGCGAUUCCGUGACACCGCCUUCUUCGACAAGGGCGUGAACGUCGUCAUCAAAAUUCCGUUCACCGGUUACCCGAAGCCGAAAAUCACGUGGGUGCGCGAGGGCGAGGUGAUUGAAUCCGGCGGUCAUUACGCCGUCGAGGUGAAGGAGCGCCACGCCAUACUGACAAUCCGCGAUGGUAGUCGUAUCGACUCCGGCCCGUAUCGCAUCACCGCCGAGAACGAUCUCGGCCAGGAUACGGCCAUCAUCAAGAUUCAAAUCAGCGAUCGGCCGGACCCGCCCAGAUUCCCGCAGGUAGAUAACGUCGGCCACGACUCGCUCGCGGUCAGCUGGAAACCACCGGUGUGGGACGGCGGCAGCAACAUCACCAACUACGUAGUGGAGAAGCGCGAGCAUCCGAUGAGCAGCUGGAUCCGCGCCGGCCACACUCGGUUCUGCACGCUCGCGGUGACCGGUCUGAGCCCCGGCAAGCAGUACGACUUCCGGGUGUGCGCGGAGAACAUCUACGGCCGAUCCGAUCCGAGCGAGGUGACGCCGCUGAUAACCACGAAGGGCGUGAUCAAGCGCGAGUUCAAGAAGAAGGAAUACGAGGUGGACGCGAGCGGCAAGAAGAUCCGCGGACGCGAGGACGAAAAGCCGCGCGAUUACGACCAGUUUGUGUUCGACGUGUACAGCAAGUACGUGCCGCAACCGGUCGAGAUCAAGCACACUUCGGUUUACGACAAGUACGACAUUCUCGAGGAGAUCGGCACCGGCGCGUUCGGUGUGGUGCACCGUUGCCGAGAGAGAACCACCGGCAACAUCUUCGCCGCCAAGUUCAUCCCGGUGUCACACGUGAUGGAGAAGGAACUGAUCAGGAAGGAGAUCGACAUCAUGAAUCAGCUGCACCAUCCCAAGCUGAUCAAUCUGCACGAUGCCUUUGAGGACGACGACGAGAUGGUGCUGAUAUUCGAGUUCCUGUCCGGCGGCGAGCUCUUCGAGAGGAUCACAGCCGAGGGUUACACCAUGUCCGAAGCGGAAGUCAUCAAUUAUAUGAGGCAGAUUUGCGAGGGCGUCAAGCACAUGCACGAAAAGAACAUCAUUCAUCUCGACAUCAAACCUGAGAACAUCAUGUGCCAAACUCGCAACAGCACCAACGUAAAACUGAUCGACUUCGGUCUAGCCACUAAACUCGAUCCGAAUGAAGUAGUAAAGAUCAGCACAGGCACGGCCGAGUUUGCCGCUCCGGAAAUCGUCGAGCGCGAACCAGUCGGUUUUUACACCGACAUGUGGGCCUGCGGUGUGCUGGCUUAUGUUCUACUGAGCGGUCUUUCGCCAUUUGCCGGUGAUAACGAUAUCGAGACCCUGAAAAACGUGAAGGCGUGUGACUGGGACUUCGACGAGGAGGCAUUCCGCGAUGUUUCCGAAGAAGGCAAAGAUUUUAUCAGAAGAUUACUCGUCAAAAACAAAGAAAAGCGUAUGACCGCACACGAGUGUCUCCUUCAUCCAUGGUUAACCGGCGACCAUAGCAAGUGGACCAACCCGAUCGCUAGCAGCCGUUACCUCAGCAUCAGAGACAGACUGCGUGCCAAGUAUGAAAAUUGGGACAAAUACGUCCUUCCCAUCGGCCGCCUAGCUGAAUACUCGUCGCUUAGAAAGCUCCUAAUCGAGAAAUACAGAAUUUACGACUCCUGCUUCGAUCGUCGACAAGCGGCACCCAGAUUCGUAAUCAAACCGCAAAGCGCGUUCGCUUACGAGGGGCAAAGCGUGAAGUUCACUUGUCGCGUAAUCGCGAUCGCGGCACCGACCCUGACUUGGUCGCACAACAACCAGGAGCUACGACAAUCCGUGAAAUUCAUGAAACGAUACCACGGCGACGAUUACACCUUCAUCAUCAACAGGGUGAAAUUGGAAGACAGAGGAGAAUAUAUCAUACGUGCGGAGAAUCAUUAUGGCUAUCGCGAGGAAGUUGUCUUCCUUAAUGUACAACCACUGCCAAGAGAAAUUCCGAAGUACAGGCCUGAACUGCAUCCGGUACGCAGACGAGAACCUCUUGGCUACAACGUCUGGCUAGAAAUGAUCGAGUCGGCGCCGAGCUUCACCUUCCUACUGCGACCACGUGUCAUUCAAAUCAGGCAAACUUGCAAAUUGCUCUGUUGUCUGAGCGGCAAUCCACCGCCCACUGUGAAAUGGUACAAGGAUAGGGAGGAAUUAUCCAAAUAUAAUUAUCCCAUGAGCAACGCUGACGGCGUCGUCUCGAUGGAGAUAAUUGACUGUAAACCGGAAGACAGCGGCAAAUAUCGUUGUGUAGCUACCAACAAGCACGGCAAGGACGAGACUAGUUGCGUGGUUAUCGUAGAAGGCACUGGAGAAACGGAGGAGCAAGUAAAAUUAGCGCACGAUUUCCUACAUUCCGGAGAUCGAAGGUAUAUCGAGCAACCGCUGAAACCGGCACCACCGCCGAUCGUGACAGUCCACAAGUCUAGCGGUUAUAGCGGCUAUAGUUCCACCACUACUCAAGGUCAAACAACCUUAUCGCACAAUUCCACAACUUCCUCCUCGUAUAAGGACAGCUCCAGCGUUAAAAUUAACGAAUCGUCCGACAAACGAAGCCUGAAAAAAUAUGGCUCGAAACUCGACACCACCGGCAGUCCAUCUCGAUCCAGGAGCUCCACAAAAGAACUCAUCUUACCUUCGGACGAUUCGAUGAGACCGCCACAGUUCGUCCAGAAAUUGAAAAAUCUCACGAUUAACGACGGUGAACAACUAGAACUCACGGUCAAAGUCGACGGCGAUCCGGAACCGCAAAUUGCUUGGAAUAAAGGCGGCAAGUUACUGAGCUCGUCGGAGAUCGUCGAUCUCAAAUAUAAGAACAGAGUAGCCACUCUCACGAUUAACGAAGUAUUCCCCGAGGACGAAGGCGAAUAUACGUGUGUUGCGACCAACAGUAUCGGUAGUGAUACGACAUCCUGCAAACUGACUGUAAAACCCGCGCAGACCGCUGCCGGAAAGAAACAGAGUGACGACAAAUCGCCGAAGAUCGUAGACCACUUGACGAGCAUGUACGUGAAGGAUGGCGAGUCCGUAACGCUCAGCUGCCGAAUAAUCGGCGCCAAGAAAUUCGACGUGGUGUGGCUGCACAACAACAAGGAAAUCAAGCCCAGCAAGGACUUCCAGUACACAAACGAGGCUAAUAUUUAUAAGCUAGUCAUCGCCGAGAUAUUUCCCGAGGAUUCCGGCACUUAUACGUGCGAAGCUUUCAACGACGCAGGAGAGAGCUACUCGUCAUGCACAUUAAACGUACUCGCUCCGAAUGAAGAACCGAAAAGCCCAGCGUUCGCGACAUUCCCGCAAUCUGCCACAGUGAGCGAAGGCGAAGCAGUGACAUUCACAUGCAAGACUGACACCGCGCCUUUGAAAGUGACCUGGCUGAAGGACGGCAAGGCGAUCCCCGAAACGAGCAGCAGAUAUCACUUCAGUUCGGACGGCAACACGUCCUUCGAGUUCGGCAUCAAAACGUGCACGGCCACUGACGUCGGUCAAUACGUGGCGCGUGCGAUCGGCCAGAAGGGCGAGACAAACUCGGCGUUCGCCCUUAAUGUCGUCAACCCGGGCGAGCUGUGAAAUUGAGUUCAAUUGAGGCUUAUACAUCAAAUUAUCAUCACAGUCGACGAUCGAAUCGGAGUGUCUAUUCUGAUGUAUUCUUCGCGGAGAACGUUUCUAGAUCGAUUCGCGAGUAUAAGAGCGCACACGAAUAUUACGAGUAACGUUCUUCAAAAAGAAUAUAUCUCCUCCGUUUUUUCGAAACGCCAUUCGAUUCAUAGGCGUCGUGCCAUCUCCGUUCGGUCGUCUUUACGCUUUCCACUGGCCUUUCAGCUUCUGCGAUACUUAACGAGAAUGUGCACGAUGCAAACGAAGAGUCGAGAGCGAUCGUUUUUAGAGUAUACAAUGUCCCUGUACAAAAAAAAAGAAAGGGAGGACCGUAAGACUAAUAUUACUCUGUCGCGUAUUCUGUAUGUAAAUUAUUCUGGAACGCUGUAUUUUCUUCUUGUGUGUUUGUCAUGGUGUCGCAUGAAUCGCGCGAAUCCUCGAGACGCGGCUUACUUUUACAAUGAGAAUCCGAAUUCGCGUCUCCGCACAGGCAUUACGGAUAGCACGCGCAACUUAUUACGCUAAAAUAUUCGGCUUUGCUGUAUUACACGACUCGGCAUACACUCGAAUACACAGAUACUUGACGGUACAUCGCGGUAGCACUCGAAAAAAAAAGGAAGACAGAUAUUUGUGGGAUAUAUUAACGCCCGCACGCAUGGUUUUUCCGAUGAGACUGCCAGCAUCCUCGAACAUCCGAACAUACUUUUUUAACAUCUCAAAACCUCAUCGGGGAAAUCACUCGUGCGUGUUAAAGGAAUGAAUAUGCGAUAUUGACGCGAUGUGCCUUCUUAUUCCACGUUAACGGUACGCACUGUCGUGUUAUACUUGUUUGAAGACUGCUUCCGUCAGAAAAUUUACGAUAAAAUAAAACUUAUGUUUUAAAAAAAAA